This is a messenger RNA of Xiphias gladius (swordfish), 997 nucleotides long. It is a transcript of the gene ognb, whose product is annotated as osteoglycin, paralog b. Bases 135 to 941 code for a protein of 268 amino acids. Gene Ontology annotation, molecular function: protein binding. The transcript has 7 exons. NCBI's taxonomy places the organism in Eukaryota, Metazoa, Chordata, Actinopteri, Istiophoriformes, Xiphiidae. The record is from RefSeq and is a predicted model, not a curated record.
AGGCUUAGCAACUACUAUAAUGUAAAAUGUAAUACUGGCUCGUUUGACGUUGUUUCAACCGACACUUGAUGCACCAGAUGUAGCCUUCCCGGCUCCCAGCUUAGCAGACAGCACUCUUCUCUCACCAAGACACCAUGAUGCCAUUAAGGACUUUAAUUUUCACAUCUGUCAUGCUCCCAUGGAUACUGUCUUCUGCAGCAAAAGAUGAAUACAUGGAAGCAAGAAAGCCUAAGAGAGACAUUGAAAACUUUCCUGACAAUGGCUUCCCUCAAGAUUCAGACACUGACCAAGCAGCUCCAAAAGCCUAUGAGUUGCCGACAUGUCUACUGUGUGUUUGCCUGAGUGGAUCUGUUUACUGUGAGGAUGUGAACCCUGAAAUGUCAGCCGUCCCAGCACUGCCAAAGGAAACAGCAUACCUCUACGCACGUUUCAACAAAAUCACAAAAAUACGCAAUAAAGACUUUGCAGACAUGGCCACAUUAAGAAGAAUUGACCUCAGUGAGAAUCUCAUUGCUGAGAUAGAAGAUGGAGCUUUUUCCAAACUUCCCGAUCUUGAGGAGCUCACUCUUGCAGAAAAUAGACUGACUAAACUUCCUACACUUCCCACCAAGCUAGUUUUAUUCAAUGCCAAUUUCAACAAGCUUAAAACCCAGGGUGUAAAGGCAACUGCUUUUAAAAAACUCACGAGACUGGCGUAUCUUUACCUUGGAAACAAUGAACUGACAGCAGUGCCCCAACUUCCAGAGUCUCUUCGUGUUGUGCACCUGCACGACAACAAGAUCUCAACUAUAACAGAUGAGACGUUCUGCAAAGGCAACACCAGUCACUACAUCCGGACCAACAUGGACGAGGUGAGAUUGGAUGGGAACCCCCUGAAGCUGUCGCAGCACCCUAACAGCUUCAUCUGUCUGCAUUCUCUGCCUGUCGGCUGGUACAACUGAAAUUACCAAAGCAUGCUUUUGACAGAGGUAAACCUCCGGGGGGGGGAGUUCUGUGU